CUUAUCCCUCCCCCCCUCUUCCUUUUCUUUUCUUCUUGCACCUCUCGUCCCCUCCCUCACCCUUCUCCGGUCCAUUCUUCUUUCCUUCUCCCCAUCCAUCCUCACCCACACUCGCUAUCCCAUCAUGACUGGCCCUAUCGAUGUCCGGGCAUACCUGGAAAACACUCUCAAGAAGCGGAUCAUGUUUAUCGAUGGCGCCAUGGGAACUAUGAUCCAGCGUCUGCGACUGACCGAGGAAGACUUCCGAGGCGAGGAGUUCAAGAACCACCCCAAGGAUCUAAAGGGUAAUAACGACAUGCUGGUCUUCACCCAGCCAGAUGCAAUCGAACUCAUUCAUUGGCAGUAUCUGGACGCAGGAGCAGACAUGGUUGAGACCAACACCUUCUCGUCCACCUCGAUUGCGCAGCUCGAUUACGGUCUUGAGAAAGAAGCCUACCGCAUGAACAAGGUGGCAGCAGAGGUCGCUAAGCGUGCCUGUGACAAGAUGACCGCACGUACGCCAGAUCGUCCUCGAUUUGUUUGCGGAGCGCUCGGACCCACCAACAGGACAUGCUCCAUCUCACCAUCUGUCGAGAACCCAGCCUACAGAAACGUCACCUUUGACGAGCUCGUCGAGGCUUACCAGGAACAGACUAAGGGUCUCUUGGACGGAGGCGCAGACAUCCUCCUGGUCGAGACAAUCUUCGAUACCCUCAACGCCAAGGCUGCACUCUUUGCGAUUGAUCUCUGCUUCGCUGAAGGAUGUCGUCGGACACCCGUCUUCGUCUCUGGUACCAUUGUUGAUAUGUCAGGACGUACCCUAAGUGGACAAACCGGAGAGGCGUUCGUUAUUUCCAUGAAGCAUGCAGAUUACUUCGCCAUCGGCCUCAACUGCGCCUUGGGAGCCGACCAGAUGCGCCCUUUCAUCUACAAUAUUGGACAGGCCGCCAAGUCUCAUGUCAUCUGUUACCCCAACGCUGGUCUUCCCAACGCUUUCGGAGAGUAUGACGAAUCACCCGAGGCCAUGGCCAAGCAAGUCGAAGUUUUCGCAAAGGAGGGACUCGUUUCGAUCAUUGGUGGAUGCUGCGGUACCACACCCGACCAUAUUCGUGCUAUCGCCAAUGCCUGCAAGCCACACGCGCCUCGUAAAUUUGAGGAGGAUCCUGUUAUCAGCAGCAUGUGGUUGUCUGGACUGGAACCCUUGAAGGUCGAUCAGUCAUCCAACUUUAUCAACAUUGGAGAGCGUUGUAAUGUCGCAGGAUCGCGCAAGUUCGCUCGCCAUGUGCUGAAGGGCGAAUACGAUGAGUGUCUGGCCAUUGCGCGUUCCCAAGUCGAGAACGGAGCCCAGGUGGUCGAUGUCAACUUUGACGAGGGAAUGUUGGACGGAGUCGCCGCCAUGACUCGAUUCCUGAACUUGCUCAGCAGUGAUCCCGAUGUCAGCAAGGUGCCACUCAUGAUCGAUUCAUCCAACUUUGCUGUAAUCGAGGCAGGUCUCAAGUGUGCGCAGGGCAAGUGCAUUGUCAACAGUAUCUCGCUCAAGGCCGGAGAGGAAGAGUUCAUCCGCCAGGCGACCAUUGUUCGAAGAUACGGUGCUGCCGUCGUUGUUAUGGCUUUCGACGAGGUCGGACAGGCUGAUACCGCGGAUCGCAAAUUCGAGAUCUGCUCGCGCUCGUAUCAUAUUCUCGUAGACCAGGUCGGAUUCAACCCCAACGACAUCAUUUUCGACCCCAACAUCCUGACGAUCUGUACCGGUAUGGAAGAGCACAACAACUACGGAGUCGAAUUCAUUGAAUCGAUCAAACUCAUCAAGGCCAACCUGCCCGGCGCCAAGAUCAGUGGAGGUGUUUCCAACUUAUCCUUCUCAUUCCGUGGCAUGGAUAUCAUUCGUGAGGCCAUGCAUAGUGUGUUCUUGUACCAUGCAAUCAAGGUCGGCAUGGACAUGGGUAUCGUCAACGCUGGCUUCUUGACUGUAUACGAUGACAUCCCCAAGGAUCUCUUGCAGCUAUGCGAGGACGCUGUCUGGAACCGUGACCCCGAGGUCACUGACAAGCUGCUUGCCUAUGCCCAAGCCAAUGCCAAGGGUGCCAAGAAAGAGGCCGAGACCGAGGAGUGGAGAACCAGGCCAGUUGCUGAACGCCUGGCUUAUGCUUUAAUCAAGGGAAUUGUCAAGUACGUUGUCGAGGACACCGAGGAGGCUCGCCAGGACAGCAAAAAGUACCCUCGUCCCUUGAAUGUCAUCGAAGGACCCUUGAUGAACGGUAUGAGUACCGUCGGAGACCUCUUUGGCGCCGGUAAAAUGUUCUUGCCUCAAGUCAUUAAGUCUGCUCGUGUGAUGAAGACAGCGGUCGCGCAUCUCAUCCCAUUCAUGGAGGAGGAGCGCCUGAGGAACAUUGCAGAGAAGGGUUUGGCGGACGAUGACAACUGGUACUCGGGCACUGUUUUGAUGGCCACCGUGAAAGGUGAUGUGCACGAUAUCGGAAAGAACAUUGUAGGUGUCGUCUUGGGCUGCAACAACUACAGGGUCAUUGACUUGGGUGUAAUGACACCUUGCGAGAAGAUUAUCGAGACAGCAGUCAAGGAGAAGGUCGACAUCAUCGGACUCUCGGGACUGAUUACGCCUUCGUUGGACGAGAUGAUCCACGUCGCUAAAGAGGCCGAGCGUGCUGGAUUGAAGGUGCCUAUCCUAAUUGGUGGCGCAACGACCUCUAAGACUCACACAGCCGUCAAGGUCGCGCCUCGCUACACCCAGCCAGCUAUUCACGUUCUGGAUGCGUCCAAGAGUGUUGUCGUGGUAUCAAGUUUGUUGGAUGAGAAGGUGCGCGAGGAAUUUAUCGAGGACAUUAAUGAGGAAUACGAGGAGAUUCGUGAGGACCACUACGAUGGACUCAAGGACCGCCGUUAUCUCACCUUGGCGGCGGCGCGGGAGCAGAGACUGGUGCUGGAUUGGAACCAGGAAAAGAUUGUCAAGCCAUCGUUCCUGGGCACGAAGGUGUUCAAGGACAUUGACCUCAACUCGGUGGUGAGGCAUAUUGAUUGGAACCCGUUCUUCCAGGUGUGGCAGCUGCGCGGCAAAUAUCCCAACCGCGGAUAUCCCAAGAUCUUUAACGACGAGACCGUGGGUGCGGAGGCUAAGAAGCUGCACGAGGAGGCAUUAGCGAUGAUGAAGACCAUGAUCGAUAAGAAGCAGCUGAGAGCAACAGGCAUUGUUGGAUUCUAUCCCGCUAACAGUGUGGGCGAUGAUAUCGAGAUUUACGAGGAUGACUCACGGUCGAAGGUCGUGGCCAAGUUUUACGGUCUUCGCCAACAGGCCGAAAAGGAGAAGGAGUCGAAUGAGAAGUACAUGUGUCUGUCCGAUUUUGUCGCACCAAAAGAGAGCGGCAUUGCCGACUACCUGUCGAUGUUUGCGGUCUCUUCAGGGUUUGGAUGCGAUGAGCUGUGCGAGCAGUUCAAGGCGAAUCACGAUGACUAUGGUUCGAUCAUGGCAAAAUCUCUGGCGGAUCGUCUGGCGGAGGCGUUCGCAGAGAAGCUGCACGAGGACAUUCGUCGGGAGCACUGGGGCUAUGCACCGGACGAGGCGAUGGAUGUUACAGACAUGCUGUCGAUCAAGUACCAGGGUAUCCGGCCUGCGCCUGGAUAUCCAUCGCAACCUGAUCACACAGAGAAGCUGACGAUGUGGCAGCUGGGUAACAUUGAAGCACAGACGGGCAUUAGUCUGACGGAAUCGCUGGCGAUGGACCCUGGCGCGUCUGUAUCGGCGAUCGUGUUUGGACGCGGACAGUACUUUGCAGUAGGCAAGAUCUCAGAGGAUCAAGUGACGGACUAUGCGGCGCGUAAGAAUAUGGGCAAGCGUGAGCUCGAGACAUGGCUCGGGUCGAUCCUUGCCUACGAUAACGAAUAGAUUCUUUGUUGGAUAAAUAGUCUACGGACUUUGAUUGCAAAUGUAUCUCUCCCAAGUGUGCA
Gamsiella multidivaricata is the source of this 3939-nucleotide messenger RNA. RefSeq names its product methionine synthase. The coding region runs from base 125 to 3877 and encodes 1250 amino acids. NCBI's taxonomy places the organism in Eukaryota, Fungi, Mortierellomycota, Mortierellomycetes, Mortierellales, Mortierellaceae. Gene Ontology annotation, molecular function: methionine synthase activity; zinc ion binding; cobalamin binding. The record is from RefSeq and is a predicted model, not a curated record. Gene Ontology annotation, biological process: pteridine-containing compound metabolic process. The transcript has 5 exons.